AUGGCACCUGGUGUAUGGGAAGACAUGAUAUCCGACAAGCUGAUAGAGACAGCGAAAAUAACUUGCGGUUUGAGUUUUAAUUAUCAUACCAUCACAUGGGAUGAAAGUUCUGGCACAUUCCGAGGCUAUUGUCAAUGUGGAAGUAUACUAUACGGGAUAAUAAACAAUGAAGAUACUAAAAAGCAAGUGGAAUUUACAUGUACAAUUACAAAAGGUAGUGGAAAAUGUGGUAAGCGAUGGUUACGAGGUAAAAAAAGGGAAGAUACAGUAGCAGAAAUGGGAGAGAAGACAGUGAAUGUCUACCGCGCAGAGAAAGCAGAAGAAAAAAUGGAACACGGCGAACAAGAACCUCCAAAUUUACCUUCUUCACCAGUUCUUCGUACCGCUAGAUAUGAAGAGAGAAAGAAAAAAUUUUUGCACACUGAUCCAAUUCAAGCUCUACAAAUACUAAAAUACACAGAUGGAAAAUUCAUAAUUAGAAAUAUCGGCUUUGAUCCAUUUUACGUUCAUUAUUGGAGUAGACACCAAUUAAAUAUUUUUCGUGAUUAUCAUGCUAGAGAACCCAGUUGUUUAGGCAUCGACGCUACAGGGAAAAUUAUGAAAAAACUCGUCAAAUACGGUGAAAUAAAGUCAAAAUCAAUUUAUCUGUACCAUGGCGUAAUUAGAUUAAACGAAGGCCAAUUUCCAGUUCUGCAGAUGAUAAGUGAAAGCCAAAAUACGAACUCGAUUCAUUUUUGGCUGAAUGAGUGGAUUCGUUCAGGUGCACCUUCACCAAGUGAAGUCGUGAUUGACGGUGGUCGCGCUAUUAUCACUGGUGCUAUUAGAGCCUUUACUAAUCAUUCUACAAUAAAUGAGUAUGCAGAUGCAUGUUAUGGCCCAACUCUGCCACCAUGCUAUGUAAGAAUGGACAAUGCUCAUUUCAUACAUACAUGGGUUCGUUUAUUGAAAAAUGUCCAUCCUACAGUGAGUGUUUAUUAUAAAGCUGCAAUAGGGAAGCUCAUUAUGACAACAAGCAGAGAAGAAGCUAAGAAAAUCGUCAGAAAUAUCCUAAUAUUAUCACAAUCUGAAACUUAUCGUGUAUUAGAUGAUGGAAGAGAUACGGAAGCUGAAAAAUCAUAUAAGUAUUUGAAGGCGUUAAUAACAGAUGGAAACGACUUUGAUUUUGAUGAAGAUGAUCCUGAAAAGCCAUUUGAGGAAGAAAUUGAUACUGAUGAAGAAGAAGACAAUCAACCGGAUGACAAAGAUGGAGAUAAAACAAAAAAUAAAAAAAGAAAAAUCUCUAAUCAAUGGUUAGAGUGGGGAAAUGAAGCUAAUAAUGAAGUAGCAGUUUUAAAACAAACUGAAAAAGGUGACCGAGUGAAUGCUCAUUUUAAUCCAGCGGUUGCAAAAAAAUUUAUUGAUGAUCUACCUGACUUACCGUUAUGGUCAUGUGUGAUAAGAGACGAAUUUGGCUUCGGUCGAAUACCGGCAUCGAGUUCCUUUGUGGAGAGCGAUUUCAACAGAGUUAAAAAUUCUUUUUUAAAAAAUGAAGUCCUACCAAUGAGAGUUGACGAAUACGUGCAUAAAUAUACGAAAUUUUUGAACGGCCGAUUAAAAAUAGUUAAUGCAAAAGUCGAACAAUCAAUAAACCAAGAACAAAGAAUUCAUGAACCAAAAAAUCAAGAACAAAAAAUUUCAGAACCAAAAAACCAAAAACAAAGGAAUCAUAAACAAAUAAAUCAAGAACAGACGGAUGAAGAACAAAUAAAUGAAGAACAAAUAAAUGAAGAACAGACGGAUGAAGAACAAAAAAAUCAAGAUGAAACUAGCCAAGACUUCGAUAUCCUCAAUCACCAUGAUAAAACCUUUGAUAAUUCGGAAAUUUCGUUAUUAUCAGAUAUUAUCACAUGUCCUGCAUGUAUCCGAGGAGAGAAACCUCCAGGCAAUCACAAAUGCUUUAUUUGUUACAAACCAAUUCACAAUCUAGACUCGUGUUCCAGUCCUUUAAGUUCAGAAGAAGGUUUCAGUCAGAAGCGAAUUUGCAAGAAAUGCGAAAAACAAGGAAAUAUUGAAAUAAUUAUUGCAUCUCGUGAAAAAGAAAAUUGGGGCGGUGAAACAAUAAAAAUUCCUACUGCAAAGAACAGUCAGACUGAAACGAAAAAUAAGUCAAUGCAGAUAAUUGUCAAAAAAAAGCCGGCCAAGUAUUUGGGAGAUCAACCGGCUUUAAUAAACGAACAAAUACGAUAUAACAACAAAAAUAAAAGUAAACGUAUAGUGUUGAUAAAAAAUGGCAGCCAUAGUGAUUUGGGAGCUACUAAAAUCGACGGCAGAGCGGUUAAUGCGAUAUUAACGUGCGCUUUUGAUAGUCUAUAUCAAAUCAUUGCUGCAACUAUUUGUGAUUGGCCUAAUUUCCAAUCGAAG
This is a messenger RNA of Cotesia congregata, 2400 nucleotides long. NCBI's taxonomy places the organism in Eukaryota, Metazoa, Arthropoda, Insecta, Hymenoptera, Braconidae. The record is from the annotation of a GenBank genome assembly.